Messenger RNA from Tinamus guttatus (white-throated tinamou), 4702 nucleotides. The record is from RefSeq and is a predicted model, not a curated record. NCBI's taxonomy places the organism in Eukaryota, Metazoa, Chordata, Aves, Tinamiformes, Tinamidae.
AUGGAUUACAGCUCGUUUAGUGGAGUCCCCCGAUUCCUGACCCGGCCUAAGGCCUUUAUGGUGUCUGUGGGGAAGGAUGCCACCUUGAGUUGCCAGAUCAUUGGAAACCCCAUCCCAGUUGUGAGCUGGGAAAAGGAUAAACUUCCAGUCCAGUCCGGAGGAAGGUUUAAGACCACAGAGGAUGGGGAUCUAUAUCGACUAACAAUCUAUGACCUGAGCCUAGAGGAUAGUGGCCAGUACAUCUGCAGGGCCAAGAACACCAUCGGGGAAGCAUUUGCAGCCGUCAGUAUCAAAGUUGGAGAGGAGACCACAGUAACAGAGUCAGCCCCAUACUUCAUCCAGAAACCCACCUCCAUCAAAGUAACUUUGGGAGAAGAUGCUAUGUUCAAAUGCAAAGUCCAAGGCAGCCCACCGCUUUCUGUGAACUGGGAGAAGGAUGGGAAACACCUGCGGAGCCGGGCCGACGCCAACCGUUUCCAGAUGGAAAGUGCCGGAGAGUCCAACGCGCUCACCAUCCAGUGUGCCCGGCUUGGGGACAGUGGGACAUACACGUGCCGAGCAGAGAACCCCAUCGGCUCUGCCAGCGCUUCAGCUGCCCUAGUUGUGGAGACACAGGGCUCCCACAACCCGGGCAGCAGCAACUAUUUUGACACCGGCUGCAGCAAGACCAUCUCCUUGUUGUCUCACUUGCAGAAGAGGCGGGAGGAGAUCAGGAAGACGGAUAUUGUCCAUGGCGCUCUCGAUGCCUUGUCUGCUCAUCCGUAUUCCGUGACGGAAGGACUGUCCGCCUUCAGCUACGGCCUCUCCCGGGAUUACGAGCGGGCGGCGGGCCUCACCACCAAGGGGGCCCGCAACGCAAUGUUUGGGACGCUGACGCGCACGUGCAGCGUGACGGAGGGCAAACACGCCAAGCUGAGCUGCUACGUGACGGGGGAGCCCAAGCCAGAGAUCGUGUGGAAAAAGGACAACGAGGUCAUUUUGGAAGGGCGGCGCCACGUCAUCUACGAGGACGACCAGGAGAACUUUGUGCUGAAGAUCCUCUUCUGCAAGCAGGUGGAUAACGGGCUGUACACCUGCACAGCCUCCAACCUGGCAGGCCAGACCUACAGCUCUGUGCUGGUCACUGUCAAAGAACCCUUGAUACCCUUCAAAGAAAAACUUAAGGAUCUUGAAGUUCAGGAGAAGGAAUCUGCAACCUUCCAAUGUGAGGUGCCUGUUGCUAGUACAGAGACAACCUGGUUCAAGGAAGAAACCAAACUCCAGCAGAGUAAGAAAUACAACAUUGAAGAAGAGGGCACGUAUCGCCGGCUCACUGUCCAGGAUGUCACCACAGAUGAUGACGCUGUCUAUAUCUGCGAGAUGAAGGAGGGGAGCAGGACAAUAGCAGAGUUGUCUGUCCAAGGGAACAUCAUUAAGAAACUUCCACGAAAGACUGCAGUCCACGUAAACGACACAGCCGUCUUCUGUGUGGAGCUGGACAGUGAAUGCCAGAAGAUCCGCUGGCUGAAGAAUAAGGAAGAAGUGCAACCCAGCGAUCGAAUCACCAUCACGUGCUCCGGCAAGCAACACACCAUGAUCAUCCGGGAGUGCAAGAAGGAAGAUGCUGGCGAGAUUGCCUUCCUGGCAGAUGAAAGCAGAACUUCCACCCAGUUCACUGUGACUACUCCUAAAAAACCUCCCACACAACCCCCAGUCGACCCUGUGGUGAAAAAUAAAACAGAAACCUCAGUGACGCUAGCGUGGUCCCCUCCAAAGAUAGACCGUCCCCUUCCAAUCGAUGGCUACGUAGUGGAGCGCAAGAAGCUAACGGGCUUCGCCUGGGUGAGGUGUCACGAGUCUCCUGUACCUGCCCUGGAGUUCACGAUGAGCGACCUGUCAGAAGAAGCUGAUUAUCAAUUCCGGGUAUCCGCAGUCAACGCGUAUGGACAGAGCCCGUAUCUGGAAUUCCCGGGAAGCAUGCACCUUGCACCCAUCGUGGCUGUGAAAACCCCGUUGACAACUGCAGAAGUUGUACCUGGAGGGGAUGCCACAUUUACUGUUGACCUUACAACGACAUGUUCUGGCACUUGGUACCUUAAUGGUAAAGUCUUACAGGAGAGCAAGACCUGUAUCAUUAAGAAGACCCAAACUACUCACACAUUGAUCAUAAAGAAUGUCACCAAGAAUGAUGACGGAGCAGAAGUUAAAUUUGUCGCCAGUAAUGUCGACACGAGCACCAACAUGAGAGUGAGAGGGGCUGCCGUGAGAUUUACCAACAAGAGCAGAGAUACGGAAAAGGUCUCUGCUCGACUGCGUGAGGAGGCCAAGCUCCAGGCCGAGCUCUCAGAUGCGGAUGCUGCUGUGAAAUGGCUGAAGGAUGGGAAGGAGCUCAAGGCCGGUGACAAAUAUGAGCAUCAAAUUGUGGGCAAGCGGCGCCCCCUGAGAAUUCACAACACGGCAACAGAGGAUGUUGGAGUUUACGAGUGCGUCUGUGAAGGGGAUAAAAUGGUCUAUGAGCUUUCAGUGAAAGCUCUUGUAACUUUCAUAAACAAAGAGAAAAGUGGAGGAAUAAUCAAAGCCACCGCUGGAAAACAGGCUGAAUUUGUUUCUGAGACCUCUGAAGCCAACGUCAUGGUUAAGUGGUACAAAGAUGGCAAAGAAAUCACAGCAAGCAAGAAAUUCUCUGUGGAAGAUAAGGGCAAAGUGCACAAGCUUGUGGCUUUAUCUGUGACAAAAGAAGAUGAGGGGACGUACACCUGUAAAAUCGGGGAUGACACUCUUACUUUCGAUUUAAAAGUCUCAGGGGCUGCCGUGAGAUUUACCAACAAGAGCAGAGAUACGGAAAAGGUCUCUGCUCGACUGCGUGAGGAGGCCAAGCUCCAGGCCGAGCUCUCCGAUGCGGAUGCUGCUGUGAAAUGGUUGAAGGAUGGGAAAGAGCUCAAGGCCGGUGACAAAUAUGAGCAUCAAAUCGUGGGCAAGCAACGCACCCUGAGAAUUCACAACACGGCAACAGAGGAUGCUGGAGUUUACGAGUGCGUCUGUGAAGGGGAUAAAAUGGUCUAUGAGGUUUCAGUGAAGGCACUUGCUACUUUCAUAAACAAAGAGAAAACUGGAGGAAUUAUCAAAGUUACUGCUGGGAAACAGGCUGAAUUUGUUUCUGAGACCUCUGAAGCCAACGUCAUGGUUAAGUGGUACAAAGAUGGCAAAGAAAUCACAGCAAGCAAGAAAUUCUGUUUGGAAAAUAAGGGCAAAGUGCAUAAGCUUGUGGCUUCAGCUGUGACAAAAGAAGAUGAGGGAACUUACACCUGUAAAAUUGGGGAUGACACUCUUACUUUUGAUUUAAAAGUCUCAGGGGCUGCCGUGAGAUUUACCAACAAGAGCAGAGAUACGGAAAAGGUCUCUGCUCGACUGCGUGAGGAGGCCAAGCUCCAGGCCGAGCUCUCCGAUGCGGAUGCUGCUGUGAAAUGGUUGAAGGAUGGGAAAGAGCUCAAGGCCGGUGACAAAUAUGAGCAUCAAAUUGUGGGCAAGCGGCGCACCCUGAGAAUUCACAACACGGCAACAGAGGAUGCUGGAGUUUAUGAGUGCGUCUGUGAAGGGGAUAAAAUGGUCUAUGAGCUUUCAGUGAAAGCACUUGCAACAUUCACAAACAAAGAGAAAACUGGAGGAAUUAUCAAAGCCACCGCUGGGAAACAGGCUGAAUUUGUUUCUGAGACCUCUGAAGCCAACGUCAUGGUUAAGUGGUACAAAGAUGGCAAAGAAAUCACAACAAGCAAGAAAUUCUCUGUGGAAGAUAAGGGCAAAGUGCACAAGCUUGUGGCUUCAUCUGUGACAAAAGAAGAUGAGGGAACGUACACCUGUAAAAUUGGGGAUGACACCCUUACUUUUGAUUUAAAAGUUUCAGCACUUGCUACUUUCAUAAACAAAGAGAAAACUGGAGGAAUUGUCAAAGUUACUGCUGGGAAACAGGCUGAAUUUGUUUCUGAGACCUCUGAAGCCAACGUCAUGGUUAAGUGGUACAAAGAUGGCAAAGAAAUCACAGCAAGCAAGAAAUUCUCUUUGGAAGAUAAGGGCAAAGUGCACAAGCUUGUGGCUUCAGCUGUGACAAAAGAAGAUGAGGGGACAUACACCUGUAAAAUUGGGGAUGACAGUCUAACUUUUGAUUUAAAAGUCUCGGGGGCUGCCGUGAGAUUUACCAACAAGAGCAGAGAUACGGAAAAGGUCUCUGCUCGACUGCGUGAGGAGGCCAAGCUCCAGGCCGAGCUCUCCGAUGCGGAUGCUGCUGUGAAAUGGUUGAAGGAUGGGAAAGAGCUCAAGGCCGGUGACAAAUAUGAGCAUCAAAUUGUGGGCAAGCGGCGCACCCUGAGAAUUCACAACACGGCAACAGAGGAUGCUGGAGUUUACGAGUGCGUCUGUGAAGGGGAUAAAAUGGUCUAUGAGCUUUCAGUGAAAGCACUUGCGACUUUCAUAAACAAAGAGAAAACUGGAGGAAUUAUCAAAGCCACUGCUGGAAAACAGGCUGAAUUUGUUUCUGAGACCUCUGAAGCCAACGUGAUGGUUAAGUGGUACAAAGAUGGCAAAGAAAUCACAGCAAGCAAGAAAUUCUGUUUGGAAAAUAAGGACAAAGUGCACAAGCUUGUGGCUUCAGCUGUGACAAAAGAAGAUGAGGGAACGUACACCUGUAAAAUUGGGGAUGACAGUCUAACUUUUGAUUUAAAAGUUUCAG